Molecule: messenger RNA, 2490 nt
Organism: Brassica napus (rape)
Lineage: Eukaryota; Viridiplantae; Streptophyta; Magnoliopsida; Brassicales; Brassicaceae
Exons: 1
Coding region: 1439-2041 (200 amino acids)
Molecular function (GO): zinc ion binding
Source: RefSeq, a predicted model, not a curated record
GUUCUUCAUUACGUAUACAUACGGUAAUGAUAGUUGGGUAUAUAUAAAUAAGUUUCAAAGAUAUAUACAGCAAGGGGACAAGCCAGACUGUGAUGUUCCUCAUUUAAGAUCCCUUCUUACAAAUCGGGAAUUUUCAUUAAUCUUCUUAAUCAAAGAAAAUCACAUCAAUUAUUGAUUAGCUUUCUUUACUCUUUCACCUGUUUGGUUUUUGGUCGGUUGGUUAAGAGUUUUCCCACCGAUUAAGUUUCGGCCCUAGGGUUUUCCGCAUUGUAAAGGCGUAUAAACAAUUUAAUUGAAAGAUCCAAAAGUGAAUUGUGUACGAACAGCUUUUUAUCGUAAAAAUCUUAGAAAAUAGAGAAAAAUAAGAAUUUUGGUUUUUGAAAGUACUAUAUAAUUAGUUCCAAAACUACUGAAUAAGAUACAUGAUUUUUUUAUGAGUACUUCUCCAUUUCAUGUGAACGCAGUCUCAAGCGCAGAAAUUACAUCUGAAACAAUCUACAAGCUGUAAAACCAGCUUUAAAAAACAAUCUACAAGCUGUAAUGAGGAUAACUUUGUUACUUUAGACCAUCCACAACGGGAUUCCUUAAAGGAAUCCUUAGCGCAAAUCCUUGGGUUUGUUUUAAUAAACUAUUAUUAAUUAUCCUAAUUGAACUAAGGAUUGGUCCGUGGAGAAGGAUUUUAAGGAUCAAGUCCUUGUGUACGUGUCAUCGCUUGAGUGGGUCGGUUUCGGUUUAGGGAUUGGCUUGGGUAAAAAAAAAGAAAAACAUUCUCGACGGAAGGAAAAAAAAAAAAAGAGCUCUGGAGAGAAAGGCGACAUCGCGGCGAUCUCUCUCUCUCAGCUUGACGAAGGUAAAUCCAGGCCUUAAAGUUGUAGAUUUCUCGAUUAAGAUCAGUUUCCAUCUUGUUUGUUGUCUAAAAAGGGCUGGGUUGUGUAGUUUCGAUCGAUUUGGGAAAAGUUUUGAAAUUAGGGUUUCCAAACUAUCUCGGAGAAAAUCGAUUUCGGGAUUCUUUACUUUUGUAGAUAUGGUUUCCAAACAAUUUUGGUUUCAAUCGGAAGCAAAUCUUCUCUUUAUUUCUUAUACGGUUAGAAAUUCCAUUUUUUGUUUCAAUCGAUUAACCGUUUCAAAACCUUUUAUUUUUUGAAUCGAAACCUGUUCUUAUUGAUUUGUCAUUUUUAAUGUUUGCAAUCGAUUACGACGAGAUUGUGUUAUCUUAGGUUUAUUUGUGUUCGAUUUCAAUCUGUUCUUAUGGAUUUGUCAUAUUUGUUCUUAUAAAAUGAUAAUAUUGGUUCCCUGGUCGUUGGUUUGAUGAUGAUUAUUGUUUAUUGGUCGUUGGUUUGAUGUUGGUUUGAUACUCUUACAAUCCGAGCCCAUCUUACCAUCCUUGGUCGUUGGUUUGCUGUAUAUAACUUGCAUCAUUUCUUUCAGGUAAACGAAUAUGGGACAGGAUUACAGUUACAGCCAGCCAUCUUCAUCAUCAAACUCUGUAGACAUAACCUCCCUCCUUGAAGCAGAAUGUCAGAUGUACGCGGAUGAAGCUGAGAGUAGCUACUUCAAUGCUAUGGCGACUGAGUACCAACCUCAACCAGAGGCUGAUGAUGGAAUCCCGACUACAUGCUACUGUGGUGCGGAGCCUGUUAUCCGAUACUCUUACACUCCUAAAAACCCAUACAGACGGUACUUUACGUGCGACAAUGCUGAGGAUGGAGACUGCCACGUUUGGAAAUGGUGGGACGUGGCGGCCAUGGAGGAGAUGAGGGACUUUCAGAGGGAGCUUAGGCAGCUUAAGGGUCAAGUUAAUGAGAGUGAGCAUAAGCUGUGUAUCCUCGAGAAGACAGUAUCCGAGUUUUCAAAGAAGGAAGCAGGAGUUAAGCUAAUGGUCUUUAGCUUAGUUUUAAUAGGGUUGGUGUUACUGAUUCUGCGUGGUGAGUUUCUGUUCCUUGUGAUUCUUUCAUCUCAGUUGGUUAGCAAUAUGAUAGUUUCAUCUCAUUUUUCAGGAAUAUUUGGAAAUGGUUCAAAGGAAUGUCGCGCGUUUCUGUAAUAAGGUAAGAUAUUGGCAUUUUUUUCGUAGGGUAUGUACUUAGUAUUUUGAAUUUUCCUAGGUUGAAUUUUGCAAGCUAAAAUCAUUUAAUGAAUUGGUGUUAAAUGAUAAUAUUUUGCUAUCAACCUUCCUAUCUGUUCUGAUUUGAUUGGCUUUUAUUGCUUCUUAGUUAGUACUUAAACUUAGUCGAAUACUUAAUGUUCCAGCUUCCCAACUGCUUUGAUUUGAUUGCCUUAAUUAGCUCUAAGUCAUAGAAGGCUUACUUAAGCCUCUGUGUCGCUAGUAGAGUGGCACAGAGCAACCAUGGCUAACUCGUCAAGCUAUGUUAACCUACUACAUAGUCAACAUCCAGUUGACCUUGAAUCACCCGAACCUUUUUGGUUCGGUAGCCAAGGUGCUGAUGAGGCUUAUGGGAUGUCUGGUAGCCAAGUUCCUGAUACAGACGCUGC